UCCGGCUGUAUCUACCUUUAUUCUGAAAAUUUUACUGAGUUUGAUAAAGGUUUCCUUUAUUCAGGUACUAAUCUUAUAUAGUUUAAAAAAAUAAAUUGUGGUUAUAUUGUUUUUUAAAAUAAUGUCAGAGAUCGAAAUAGAUGAUUUUAAUAUUAGUGCUCUGCCUGAAUGUUAUGACUAUAAUUUGAAAACUAUAGAAGUUGUAGGAGCUAGUGAACUAUCCUACAACCAGUUCUUCAACAAAUUUAUGACCAAAAACAUUCCUUGCAUCAUUAAGAACAUCGGUCACGAUUGGAUAUGUACACGAAAAUGGAAAAAAGACGCUCACAUAGAUCAUGAUUAUUUUAUUAAAACCUAUGGAGACUUAAAAGCCCCUGUAGCAGACUUUAGUGAUAUUAUGUUUGACUCGCACUCUAAAACAGACAUGAAGGUGUGCGACUAUAUGAAUUAUUUGAAAAGUCGCACUAAAGAAAAACUUCUGUAUUUAAAAGACUGGCACUUACGAAAACUACGACCUGAUGAUAACUUUUAUGAAGUGCCAAUUUUCUUUGCCCCUGACUGGCUCAAUGAACAUGCUCAAGACUGUGAAGAGGAUGACUACAUGUUUGUGUAUAUUGGACCUACAGGUACAUGGACACCCUUACAUGCUGAUGUGUACCGUUCCUUCAGCUGGUCCAUUAACAUAAUAGGAAGAAAGAAGUGGAUAUUAUUCCCACCUGGAGAAGAAACAAAACUAAAGGAUAAAUUUGGUAGAUUGCCCAUGCAAUUCAAUGAAAAAACACACCCAGGUGUUAAAUAUUUUGAAGUUACCCAAGAUGAAGGUGAUGCAAUAUUUGUUCCAUCCUGUUGGUAUCAUGAAGUUCAUAAUCUAUUAGAUACUGUAUCAAUUAAUCAUAACUGGAUUAAUUGUUGUAAUGUUGGACAUGUAUGGGAAGCAUUACAAAAUGUUCUAAUAACUGUAGAGCUUGAAUUAGCAGACAUCAGGCAUGAGGAAGAUUUUCUUUCAAGCUGUCAAAAUUUGUUGAAAGCAGAUUUUGGGAUGGACUUUACAAUGUUUACCAAACUUUUAUGUCAUAUGGGCAAAAAAAGAUUAGAUCAACUAAAAUCAGGAGAAAGCAUAGGUUUUAAUAAUUACUCACUAGGACCAAACCAAAUGAAACUUGAUUUAUUAAUUAUUGCUGACACAAUGGAUAAAAUAUGUUACCAUCCCCUUGUCAUUAAUGAAUGCAUUAUGCAAAAUGAACUAGAAAAUGAAUUAAUAACAACCAAAAACUCUAUUUCCCAAUAUUUAAGUACUUAACAUAUUAAACUAACUUCUAUUUAUGUAUAAAAUACUAAGUAGGUAUUAUUUAUGUAUGUAGGUAUACAUAGUUAUAUGUGUAACUUAA
Molecule: messenger RNA, 1388 nt
Organism: Ostrinia furnacalis (Asian corn borer)
Lineage: Eukaryota; Metazoa; Arthropoda; Insecta; Lepidoptera; Crambidae
Gene: JMJD4
Product: jumonji domain containing 4
Exons: 2
Coding region: 122-1300 (392 amino acids)
Biological process (GO): protein hydroxylation; positive regulation of translational termination
Cellular component (GO): cytoplasm; nucleus
Molecular function (GO): sequence-specific DNA binding; 2-oxoglutarate-dependent dioxygenase activity
Source: RefSeq, a predicted model, not a curated record